UCCACACAGUACCCCCUGUAGUGCUUCAAACACAGGAGGAUAAAGAAAAACUCGCCGAGUGUUACAAGAGAACAUUAAAUUUGGCUGUGGAAUUAGAAAUGCAGAAACUUGCUUUUCCGGAAAUGUUAUCGCCUAGAGCCGAUGAAGAUUCGCGCAGAGAUGCCGUAAAUAUUGGGCUAGAAACAAUUAAAAAAUGGACAGAGAAGAAUAAAGACAAGGCGAAAAAGGUAGCGGGGACCAAAGUUAACGGGGACAGUUGGUUGUGCCUCAAGGAUGGGGGCACAGCUGUCCUUCGAUCCAGGGCCCCUUCUCUCCAAACUACGGCCUAA
This is a messenger RNA of Meloidogyne enterolobii, 329 nucleotides long. The record is from the annotation of a GenBank genome assembly. NCBI's taxonomy places the organism in Eukaryota, Metazoa, Nematoda, Chromadorea, Rhabditida, Meloidogynidae.